CCCUGGCUUGGAAAUUGUAUAAAGUGCAGACUACACCGUAAAUUUUCUCUUUCGUACUAGGGAGAGUCUUUCUAGUCCUCGUUUCCAAAUCUUCUUCUGGAAAUCAAAAUGUUCGAUUUAGAAGAGAACGACGUGCUGGAAGCGCGCGCCGGCAAGAACGCGGGGGUGAGCAAUCUCGUCAGCACAUGUACUUCCACAAAUGCCCCGGAGGUAGACAACACUUCAGAUAUCGCAAAAGUUUUUAGUGAAGGCAUUCAUCAUCUUCAAGAUGACCACGAGAAUACGGCCAAUGACAAAAGUUCUCCAGAGGAUCACCAUACUGCAGCAAGAACCGUUACUCCCCCGGCACCACCUUCCCUCUCGUCCCUGCGGCCCAUUUACUCCCUCCGGGAACUGGCAAAUUUGCACGAAAAUGCUUUGCUCGCGGCAGAAUUUGACGGUGCAACUCCGUCGGAAGACGCGACCUCUUCGAAUGAGCUCAAGCACAGAGGCUACUACCUGUGCGGCCGUGUGGCUGCUGUGGAGGAAAAAACCGGAAGCGGAACGACAUCGACUGCGAACGGUUGUAACGAUGCUGUUGCUCUGAGUAAGGCACCACAACUUAAGACUGCGGGGCAGAUUGCAAAACCGGGACGGAAUAAGGCCGCCGCAUCCGGUGCCAGUUCUGCAGCAGCCAGCCGCGCGGGAGAGGACAUGGACAAGAAAAUUAGAAACGCCGGAGGAAAGCAAGCGAAGGUAAACGCAGCCGGAAGUGGGGUAACAGAAGAUAGUGCUGCUAUCGUUGCCGCCACACAAUCAAGCGGAUCGCGAGAAAACAUUGCCACGACUUUUCUCUUCGAAGACCUCUUCGGAGACCUGCUGCAGAUCAUCAUCUAUGAGACAGGCACAAAUGUUGCACCACUUCCACUUGACGCAGUUGCUCAGCAGGAUAAAACAAGAACCGACCACCUUGCCCGACCAGAUUAUAGCCUUAAUGUCAAUGCCAGUCGUGGCAAGAACGACGUUGGCUUGCCGGCGCGCGAAGUCUCGGCUCCUGGAGCAGAACCAGAAGUAGGAGUAGCCGACAAACGCAAAGAAGACCACGAUAAGCCUAGCAGUAGAAGAAACAAUGAGAAGGCCAGUAAGAGAAGCAAGGACAAGGAGAAGCGAACAACCGAAACUUCUACGAGCGACACGAAGAGAGGAGGCAGCGGACACUGGUGCCAACUACGUGAAGAUGAAAACAAAUACCCUCCUGGCACUGGGUUGAUGCUGCUAGAGCCGCUUGUAGUGAGCCAUCGCUGUGCUGAUGAUGAUGAUGGUGGUCCUCCUGAUGAAGUUAAUACUGCCGCAUCGGGCGCACCGACGCCUAUUGAAGCUCCCACGUUCAGCGGUAUUCGUUGCACCUUCACGGUCAAAAUUGUACUUAGUGCGUCGACGUCCACCUCCUCGCUGCCGGUGGAGCACAAAGCCGAAGCACAAGCAAUCCUCUCCUGGCCCGCCUUUCCGAAGGACAUUCGCGAUUGGAUCGCGCUGGGGCAAAAGUUUGAGCAACAGUAUUUUCAACGUCCGGAUCCUGCUGGGCAAGGAAAUCAAACGGACAAAAACGAUGCCGAAACACGCGACGAUCGCUCCUUUCGGUAUAGUCUUUAUAGCGAUCUGAGAAAGAAGGACUUGACGUCCCCCGGCAACGAGGCGGAACUCGCUUUGCUGUGCUACCGCCGGGCUUUCGCCAGCAUUCCCAACCGAAUUGAGCUGUCCAGUUGUUACGCCAGUUACGGCUACUGCUUUUACCAAUCGAACCACUUGUCAGCCGAGGCCAUCCGGGCGGCGCUGAUUGCUUGCGUGCUCGACGUGGACAGUUUUCGGGCCUGGCGAAUUCUCGCGGACAUUCUCCGUGCCAAGAACGAGGCCGUCCCAGACGCGAUUGUGAAUUUGCUCGGAGAGUUCGUUACUAACUUUGUCGCGACGAGGGGAUUUUUUGCAUCAUCAUUAUCUCCACCGUCUCCAACAACUCGGUCGCUAAUUCCACCAAGAAGAACAAGAGGCGUUUUGGAAAAUGCGUGUUGUUCUGAAGAUUUCUAUGAUCCACCCGGGCAUCCCUUUUUCGUUUAUCUCGAGUCUCCAUCCCCAGCUCUGCGCGCCAAGCGAAAGGCCUGGGACCGCGGGACCGGCACGCUGCAGAUGUUCAAGAACUUUGCUGCUGAUGUGAAAGAAGAAGCGGUGAAGGAGCUAUGUAAUCUUUCCUUCGCAGCGACCGUCGCGCUGCCGGGCGUGAUGGACGUGUUUGAGAGACAGCGACAGGAGGUGUGUCAACUGGAGAAAAACAACAACGACAACCAUAAAACCUCUACAACUACUGAGCGCGCCACCUACCAGGAGUUCGAAGCAGCCAAAGACCAGGCGAAAUCACCUUUCCGCCGGCAUGAAUUUGGCGCCGAAACGCAGCGGGCAUACGCACGACUGCUGUUCUGGACUAAGGAGAUGGUGGAGACGGCAAAGCACUGCGGAAAAGUUUUAUGUCUGGAGAGCAAUAUGGCCCUCAAGGUCGUGAAAGACGAGCAGGCGAGGAUGGAGAGGGAAAAGUAUUUCGAUGAGUCGGAGCAAGAGAAAGGGCUAGACAUGGUUCGCUUUGCGCUGCUCCAAAGCUGUGUCGCCGCGUUGCUAGACCACCAGAAUCCCGACCCGUGGGUACUGCAGAUUCGCUGUUUGGAGCAACUGGGUGCGCAGUGCGCGCUGCUCCGCCACGGGCCCGGGUACAGCAACAUGGGGCUGCGGUUGACCAGAAAGGAAACCGUAGGCGAGUGGCUGACGUCGUCUGCGCUAGCCUCGCAGCUCCUUCGACCCGACGGCCCGCUAGUGGACUUUCUGCAUCGCCUUUUCCCCACGAAUCUGUUUGGCGGCGGUGGAAUGUUGAACCACUCGGUCGGUGCCACGGAUAAUUCCUCAUCUAGCGCCGGGAAAAGCACGAUCUCGAUUCGCACAAAAACAGCCGUUUUUCGCGCGCUGGAAAACAGGGACGCCUUGGGUGAAAUUAGUAGUAAAUCCUGGGAAGUAGUAGAAACCAGCACGAAUCUUCAGACCACUUCCACAACGGCCGGGGCCGAUAGCAACAUGAUACACGAAGACACGGCAAAAGCGGAUCUCAUACAAUUGGACUUGGAGAGUGAUCCUGGCGGUGUGGUCGGCAGCACCCCGCUUGCAUCAUCAACCAGUGCAGGUGUCCUCGCGGGUAUAUCUUCAACAACUGCUGCCGAUGAAGUAGGAGGUCCUGCCUCGCGGCAUCCGCAUCGUCAAAAUGCCGCAUUCCAGCCACAAUCUUCGCCGGGCGUUAGCCCCUCUUCUUCGGCCGCUGCUUCGACAAGCCAGACGACGAAGCAAAAUAAACCGGAUAGAACUACAGCUGCAGCUGCCGGUAGAGAUAAACAAGAUAAAGUGCAACAGACCACAAAAGCCAAUCCACCCCCGGCUUUGGAGGUGUUACCCAUACCCGGAGGGACGACAGGGGUAGAAGUGCUGCCUACAACAAAAAUUUUCAUCAAUCCGGGCGCAGAACCUCGGACGCCCGCAGGCCACAGAAGAACCCUCAAGAAGCUGAACAAGCUGAAUGCGAAGGUUUUAAAGUCGAGCGACACGCAAAAAUUCAUCAAGGCCGCUGGGGAUACGCUGAAACAAAUUCUAAUUUCCGGCUACAACAGAAAACCGAACAUGCUCGAGAAGUGCCUGGCCUUCGAAGCCCUGCUGGCGUACGUGACUACGAAACCCGAGGACACCGGCAUCGACACAGAGGCAAUUUUCCGGCAAAGUCGUCACUUCUCCGACGAGAUCUACGAGACGCACAAAGCCCUGCAUCUGGAGUUUUUAGCGCACUUCAAACACAAAAUCGCAAGGGGGUUCUACGGCAAUGGUCGUAUAGGUGGUUUUCUUUCAGAUACAAAAUCACCUGGUACAACACCAUACAUGGACGAUUUUGCCCGCACCGGAUCCUGUAACCCUUGCGAAGCGGACCUUGUCCGUCAUAUCCCCCCGGAGGACACGAACUUCCGGCAAAAUAACCCAGUAUUCGCUGCGUCGCCCACGUUUUUCUUCGAGAAACUGCUGUAUCCCGCUUUCUUUCUGGGCUUCAUUUCGCCCUGGAAGGGCGCGAUGUCGCUGUGCACCGGCGAUUUCGCGAUGCUCUGGCGGGAUCUGCACUUUGACGAGGAUUUGGUGGAGGCUCGCUGGUUGAACGCACGGAACCCGAUGCUGGGUGAGGUCAUGGUGUCGUCUACAGAGAGAAUCCGCAUCAUGGACAAGCUUGCCUUGUGGCGCAAGGCACUGCAACCGGUGGUCGUCAGUACAACUCGCUACGGGAAAACCAAGAAGGAGUCCGCUGCGAUUGCGCACAGUGGUAGUAUUUUUGGAAUAAAUCACGAUCCAGUUUCCACCUCGUCUGGUACAGCCGCACAUACCACUUCCAGCAGCGACUUGUAUACUAGUCCGGAAAGCGGCGAGACCACCACGAGCCUUGCCUCGACAGCACGCGACGAAGAGUCCACUUCGCAGCUUGUUUCAUCGUCCAGUUCUGGUAGCACGACCUCCUCGUCCACCACCUCGAGCCCUCCAAAAAUGCUCUUGGAGAGCAUCAAAGGCGUGCGGUUUUUGGACAGAAUGCGAAAUAGGGAGCGGGCCGUGAAGGCCCGCAUUCCCUACGGCUUCCAGGUCGUCAAGGACGUGUUUGCCGAAGCUGAGCAGGUGCGCGCAGCAGCACAGAUGAGUUACAAGUCCGCCAGCAAAGGCACCGAAGUUGUCGACCAUGAAAAGGCCCUGGCAGAGGAGGAGGAAAUGGAAUUGGAUCUGGAACGCGAGGACGGGUUGGUUUGUAACCGACCCGUUUCGCUGUACACGGAUUUUCGCAGGCAUCCGUGGGACACGCGGGGCACGACGGGAAACAAGAUCACUUUGGUGCAAGGAACGACCCACGUCCAAGUCGGGUUUCUCGACUUCCAGGAGCUCAUGAACGCGAAGAUUCUUGGUGGUGAGACAACUUCAACUUUUUCUGAGAGUUGUGAACAAAGUCCGGACGGCAAAAAAACGACCACUAGUGGCUCUUCCCCGUCUUGUUCACCAGGCGGACUGCUGCAACUCCCGCACGAGAGCGAACGCCUGAAAUUCGUCGGCAUUUGUUACGACGCCUACACCGUUGCCAAGUUCACGGUGAUCCAAUUCAUGCUGCUCUCCGAGGACACGCCGCUCGAGCACGUGCUGCAGGUCUGGUACAGCUCGAUGUGGACCUUUGCUGCACUGGAAAGUUUCAUCGCGCACUGCAGGGUUGCCAUUGUGGUCCUGAGUGCCAAACGAGUUGUGCCACCAGAGGGAGACGAGGAAGAGCCAGAGAAGCACCAGUCAGCAAAAACUACUACUACUUCUGCGAAGAGUUCUUCUGGUAACAAGAAGAAUCAGAAUGCCAAAAAGCUGUCUUUCGAAGCAGCGGAUGACAUGGUCGGGGACCCGUCAGUGUUGCUUUUCCUGGAGAAGUGGCUCGCCACGGCCACCGAACAGCCGGUCACCCCGACUGAAGCCGCGUGCACCUGGUUCAACAACGUGGUGGGGGCCGAAAUGAGCUCGGUGAUCGGCCGGCCCGUGCCGUACGACCGUGUUUCAGAAGAUUUGCUCGCGUACCUCCGCGUCGUGGAAAAGCAGACGAAGAAAAAAAGUACGGGCGUGCCGUUCUCCACACACGCAUGCACGAAAUUUCUCGAAGCGUUCAACGCGAUUCCCUCUUUCAAGAGCGAGGCGAACCGCGUGGCCUUGGUUCACUACCUCCUUACCGGGAGACUCGUGCCAGGCGAAGGGAUGGACCGCGUCGCUGCGGGAGCAAAAACUUCUUCUACCGAUGAAGACGCUCUUGGGGGGCGGGGGCUCGUCGAUGUUGAGGAAGUAGACAAACAGGAGCAAAGCGGAACCAGCAAAAAGACAAACAACGAGGGACAAAAGCAAAAGAGCAGAACUAAGCAACAGGGGCGAGGAGAUGAUGAGCCGGAUGUUCUUGAUACGAACGUCACUUCCUUAUUUCUUGGAAACAUCACUAUGUUUCGAGCGAACAUAGUGGCGGGCUUGGAAAAAAACCUGAAUGCACUGACGUGUCUCUCCAUCGAGGACUACAUUGAUGAAUUAGCCCGGGAUGACGCCGGUCGCCGACUCGAAGUCGAUCUUGAACAACAUCAAGCCGAACAAGUGGAUAAAAGUACUGAAAUUUCUCGUAAACGACCAGACACAACAACAUCACCAUCUUCCACACGAAAGAAACCCAAGACCGCUCUAUGCGAUCCCACUCUGCUGCGGAAGCAGUAUCAAAAACGGGCAGCGGCGGGGGAAAUACGCAACAUCGUGCAGCUAUUUAUCCGACGGACGCUGCGGCAGCUGCAGUCCCUCCGGCGCAGCCUGCUGUCCAGAAAAGUUCAGGUCUUUCUGCACUACCGAACCCACGACGAAUGGAGUCGGAGGAACGACCUGGCCGACUUCAUUGCUACUUACAACCCAGCAACUGUUUCCUGGACCAACGAGGUGGACAGAUACCCGCUUGACGCUUUCCACGAGCUGGCACGAAGGGCCAGUCGAAAACCGCACCAGCAGCAGCAGCAGCAGCAAUUACCGACGACGCAUUAUGCCUACUCCCUGAAUUGGAUCGGGGAGACUUUUGGCGCCUGCCUGACCGAUUUCCUCGCGCUUCCAGACCCGAACAGAUCGACAGACCAGUGGGAUCGCUAUGUUCGCGCCAGACAAAAGCCCCAAGAGGAGCGCGGCGAAAGAGAUGAAAACUCCGACGAAGCCUACCUGUACCAGCAAGACCCCGAAACCUUGAAAAAAGUGAGACAAAUUCUGGCGUGUUGCUGCAGCGAAAACGGGUUCCUCUACUCGAGGAAGGGACACCGAACAACGUCGAGCGGAGCUGCCUUGUCGUACGAUGUUGAACCUCCAGCAAAGAACGCUGCUGAAACCAGUAAUAACGCAAGGCCCGCGCUUUAUGCAGAAGCAGAAACGAAAUUGCACUCAGCGGUAGACGAUGAAGAUGUGGAGGACGAUGAAGACGAAGAGGAGCCAUCUGGGGGACGAGCGUCAAAUGGUCCUACACCGGUAAAAAAACUACCUUCCAGGAUGUUGAUCCCCCCGCGGAGACAACUCCACGCCAGUGGCCAAGUUGCAAAAGUGCUACUUGACCAUUAUCACUGCGCUCUGCUGAGCACUCCCUUGCGGUUGCCCGCUCUUUCGCUCUGCCGGUACGUCUUGCAGCAGGUCACCUGUGCGAGCUGGGUCAAAGACUUCUUCUGCAAGAAAUCCAAGCACAUCAUUGCGCACUGCGAGGAAAACGGACUCAAUCUCUUGUCCCCCCUCUCAACCUCCAGCAGCCACCAGCUGUCCUUUAGCUGGCGCUACUUCUCCGCAGAGGUUGCAGGUGCUGCUGGUGCACCAGGAGCUACUUCUUCUGCGAUUGUCUUUCCCUGGACAAAAGAAAUAGUAAUCGAAGAUAAAAAUAGUAGUUCUAGUUCUACCCCCGCGCCCGCUGCUUUAUCCUCGUCGUCCACACCAACUACUACACUCGUGCCGGGUGAAAAUAUUGAGGCGGUAAAGGAAACCAGCACGGCUCCUACUGGCGAGAAUGGAUCGGCUGGAGACCACCAGGUAGUACAGCGAGUAGUUGACGACGAGGGAAAUAUCAUCAACAACACCGCAAACAAAUCGCAAACUGAUCGCUGCACCGAAAGAGAAGCGCUAGCUUUUGCCUCAACCCCAGAUGAGAACAAAACAGAUGAGACACCCGACGCUCGGGGUCGCGAAGAACAAGACGAUGGUGGUCUUCUUGAUCAAAAACUUGUGGCAGCUGGUGGCGCGAGCGAAGCAGUUGGGGCCGCAGAGAAGGAUGUUGAACAAGCAGAGGAGACACUACUAGUACACAACCCCGACAUGAUGAUCUUCCACGACGAGGACACUAGCAAGCUGAGCAAGCACGCCCUGAAAAGGAAGCGCCGCGCCCUGCGGGAAGAGGAGGAGCGAAAGCAGCUUGCGGAGGACGCCGAGUUGACCGCGAAGCGUCUCGCCCUCGCCAAGCGACAAUACGAGCACGCCCGCUCUUUGGAACGGUUCGUGACAGAUCACGUUUUAGUUUCAAAGAAGCGCAAUGGCACCAUUUUCGAGAAAGACAAAUGGAUGCGUGCGGCGCAACGCUGCACUUCUUCUACGGAGCAGGACGAGGAGCCUUCUGAAGCGCAAGACUCCUCGUCGAGUUUCUUUGUCUUGGACCCUACUCGAGGCCGUCUGGAACUCCCACCGACUGUUUUGCCUUGGUUGUUGCCCCUCCUGAAUCGGCCCGAGUUACAAGUAUUCAGACCUGGCUCGUCAGACCCCAUCGGCCUGCCCGAGGGCCUCGAGACCGACAUGGAAAUGGUGGACAUACUUUUCAAUUUUUCUCGAAUGAAGGCCGACGUGCAGCCGUACUAUCUGUUCGUGAAAAAUCUGCUGGAGCAGAAGCCCGAGACGUUGAUGGCAUUGGCAUGUACCAAUGCGCAGCCGGAAAUGGUAAUGCAGCGGUGGUGGACCGACAACGUGGAAGAUCAUGGCGCGAUACAAAUUGGCUACGCUGCAUAUCAACUCCUGGAGUUCUGUCACACCGAGCUGAACGGCCAGCUGACCGCUUUGACGGACCCGAUGCUAGUUGGCAGUGGAUAUGGCUUGCUCAGAUGUUACAAUCUCAAACGUUGCAAUAGAGACUGAAACUUGUCUUGCAUAAACAGCAUGAGUGCCAUACAGAGACUUCGGCUUUUCGCAAUAGAAAUUGCGCGAUAUUCUCAUAGAGUUUGGAGCUCCGAAACUUGUCAUGCUCGCUCCUGUGGGAGUGGGCCAGAUGUUGCGCAUUUUGCAACACGACAAGUUUCAGACUCUAUUGUAGCGUUUGAGAUUGUAACACCUGAGCAGGUUAUAGUGGAAAAAGAAAAUUUCUGGGAUACGUGUUUCAAAACCUCCGCGACUUCAGCCCAAAUGUGUUGAAGGUAGCAGCUAAGGCAGAAAAUAAAGGCUCAACAUCUGCCGAUGGAACUGCAGAAGAUCCCUCUUCAUCUUCGGAUCAUGCGAUAUCACAGAAACCCUCCGUAUGGAUGUGUCAGGUUUGAAAUCGUCAAAGUUGAAAUACUUUGUCAUGCAUAAAACGGAUACCAGUUAGACCUACAGUUUGUAGUCGGUGCAUGACAAAUUUUCCCGGUCAUGGAAGCGAGUCUGUCAUGCGGUUUAGGGCAAAAGAGCUGCCUUCUGUCAUGCUAGUCAGCAGUCCAACUUUUGACCCUUACCAGGACUAUAAUCUGCUUCCCGUGGGUCCUCUGCAAUAGAGUCACUUUUUGUAUCGCAUUUUAUGCAUUACAAACAAGGUCCGAGCACGGGGACAGAGUCCCCGUGCGGCGACCUUCCGGCAUUUGUCUGGGACGAGGGGGCUCGGGGGUUGUGGCGGCACUGGGCAGGGAGAAAAGAAAGGAAGAAGCUGGCGCCGGGCCGGGGGGCGGGGCGCCGAUAACUCCGGCGCCGGGUCUGUAGCUGGCCCCUAGGUCAUGGCGCGGGGACCGACGAGUCCCCGCGCUGACCUAGGGCCUUUGCCCCUGGGCCGUGAGGUUAGUUUCCGGGAAGCGCCCAGAGCUGGCCGCUAGGUCAUGGCGCGGGGACCGAGUCCCCGCGCUGACCUAGGGCUGGGCCGUGCGGUCAGUUUCCGGGAAGCGCCAAAAGCUGGCCCCUAGGUCAUGACGCGGGGACCGAGUCCCCGCGCUGACCUAGGGCUUUUGCCCCUGGGCCGUGCGGCUGGUUUCCGGGAAGCGCCUAAAGCCGGCCCUUAGGUCAUGGCGCGGGGACCGAGCCCCCGCGCUGCCCCAGGGCUCUUGCCCCUGGGCCGCGCGGUUAGUUUCUUUCAUUCAUUCCGGAAACAAAGCGCCGGCACCUGGCCCCUAGGUCAUGACGCGGGGACCGAGUUCCCGCGCUGCCCGAGGGCUUUUGCUCGUGGGCCGUGCGGCUAGUGUACGGGGAGCGCCAAAAGCUGGCCCCUAGAUCAUGACGCGGGGACCGAGUCCCCGCGCUACCCUAGGGCCCUUGCCCCUCGGCCGUGCGGCUAGUGUAUGGGAAGCGCUACAAGCUGGCCCCUAGGUCAUGGCGCGGGGACCGAGUCCCCGCGCUGCCCUAGGGCUUUUGCCCCGGGGCCGUGCUGUUGAUUUCCGGGAAGCGCCAAGGGCUGGCCCCUAGGUCAUGGCGCGGGGACCGAGUCCCCGCGUUGACCUAGGGCUUUUGCCCCUGGGCCGUGCGGUUGGUUUCCGGGAAGCGCCCAAAGCGGGCCCCUAGGUCAUGAUGGGGGGAGCGAGUCCCCUAGCUGCAAGCCCUGGGGCUUUUGUUUGAUUGCCCCUGGGCCGCGCGGUUAGUUUCUGGGAAGCGCCAACAGCUGGCCCCUAGGUCAUGACGUGGGGACCGAGUCCAAAGCGUCAACAGCUGGGCCCGGAGGCCUGAUGCCGGGCCGCGUUCGUAUGCAAUGACGCCGGUUGCGAGACUAUUUAAAUGCGCCAGGUUUGGAUACUUCUGCCGCUCUGGAUCUUUCACGCGAUUCGGAUCGAUCCGGAAACGCUCUCCGCUCUGGAUAUUUGUUCUGCCCCCUGCCCUGGGUGUGGUUGCCUGGGGUGUAUCGGGGGUCUUUGCCGUGGGUGUCUGUCGGGGGUGUCUGCCGGGGGUGCGUCUGGGGUGCGUUCGGGGCUUGCCCUGUAACUUGCGAAUCACGAUGCUACGCGGCCACUUUACAUACCCCAGAACGCAGGCCAAAGCCUCAAAAGUCCCGGCCGGGGUCUGUCGGGUGUGAGUGUCGGGGGUGUCUGUCGGGUGUGAGUGUCGGGGGUGUGUCUGGGGUGUGUUCGGGGUGUGCCCUGCAAAUUACGAAUCACGGUGCUACGCGGCCACUUUACAUACCCCAGAACACACCCCAAAGCCUUAAAAGUUCCGGCCGGGGUCUGUCGGGGGUGUUUGUCGGGGGGUAUGUCGGGGGUGUGUCGGGGGUGUGUCUGGGGUGUGUCUGGGGUGUGUUCGGGGUGUGCCCUGCAAAUUACGAAUCACGGUGCUACGCGGCCACCUUACAUACCCCAGAACACACCCCAAAGCUUCAAAAACUCUGGUUUGCUGCUGUUUAAAUAGUAAUUAUUUCAACUUUGACGAUUUCAAACCUGACGCUUCCAUACUCCGUGGCGCCGACUCGAGACACCCGACUUCCCGGCGAGGGACACGGCGACCUCCCGCCCCACCGGCCGUGGGACACGAGACCCGGGUGCGGGCAAGCGAGGAGGCCGGUGGAGAUUUGUGAACACACCACGCACGUUAUGAGUCGUGUGCACAACUCUCCCUCCCGCUCACUUGUGUUGCAUGAACAGCAACAGAAGCGCUGGCAAAGAUGCAGCUUUUGGAUGACAAAUUUCUAGAGGAUUGCAGUGCGGUUUUGGAUUCCGGAUUCUGUCAUGCAAACAGUGCUAAGAUGCAAAGGGUGGAUUUGGAAUUUUGCAUCACAAAUGAGGGGGAGGGGGACGAGUUGUGCACUUUCAUACACGUUCAAGUCGGCUUUCUCGACUUCCAGGAGCUGAUGUAUGCACUGCAAAAGUGUCGUACACGUACUAAUCGUAAUCGCGGUCAUGCAUUACAAAUCCCGAUAUUAAGGCAAAUCCGCAUUACACAUUUCAUUUCUCAUGCUGAGGAAAUCUGUGAUGCAAUUCAUACUAGUACGACACUUUUGCAAUGCAUAUGAUGAGCGCCAAGUUUGUUCCAAACGAGGUCCUCGACAAGCGAGCGGAAUUGGAAAAAAUGGAAGCAGCAUUUCGAGACGUCGAACGAGUGGCACAGCGAUCUAGUAGUACUUCAGGUCAAAAAGAGAGGUCGGAUGAGCAGAACCGUGAAAAUCUUGACGUGAAAAAUCACCUCCAGGAAGUCAACAAUCCUGACAUCAAGACCGCGGAGGCAAGCAAAAACUCUUCCACGGAGCAAAUGAAAAACGGUCCUUCUAGGCCGCAAACCCGUUUUGUUGGUUACUGCCACGACCUGUACACACUGGCGAAGUUUCUCGUCAUCUCGAAGAUGCUGGAUACGGAGAGCUGCCCGAUCGAUAUGCAUUGCAAACAUGUCCGGGUCUGGAAGGAUGCAACUUGUGAUGCUAUCUUUGGAUUCGAAAAACAUCGGUAUUGCAUGAAGGGCAAGAGGAGUUUUCUGUGCUACGCGGAGAGGGCAUUUCUCAUGCGGAAAAGGCAUCAGAAAGCUUUUUAAAAAUGUGUGAUGUUGCUAGGUCACUCAUGCAUUACAGACAUCAUGGUUCGUGCCAAAUAUGCAUGACAAACCUGGCAAUUUUCCAGAGGACCCAGACAUCUUUGCAUUUGAUAAUCGAUCACGUGAUCCAAGUGUGGUACUCCUCGGUGUGGACCCUCGAGACCUUCGCCAGCUUCGCAGCCGCUUGCCAGGCAGUCGUCUGGCUAAUCCAGUCCCCGUAUUUCGUGGGACCGCCCCGGACUCCGGAGGAGGCGGCCAGUGUGGAAGAAGUGGAAUCGCAGCGGCGGCGGCUCUUCGACGAGGACAUUUUUGAGGGGAAGUAUAACCACAACCACGAAAAUCUUCUCUGCGACAUCCUCGCCUACUGGUCCGAGAAAGCAACGCCGGUCCUGCUUCCGGACGUGCACCGGCAGUGGUUUGACGAGGUGACCUGCAUGAAAAACUUUGGCUGUUUCGACACCGUCGCGUGCUUUCGCAGAGCCAUCGACCACGAGGCUCUGCUCCACUAUUUCCUGUCGGGGAACUUGUUUCCCGAACUCACGGCCCGGACCGCUUUGGACAGACUGUACACACUGAAGGAGCCGGCCAGAAGAGCGACGCUACAAGAGAUUCUAAAAGGGCAGGUCGAACUGGUGAAGGGCCCAACGUACAAAUUGGCUGAAAUGAAAAUAAACACAGGACGAACAAACGACAAGGCAAAGGCAGGAGCUGCAACAUCAAGUCCAGCACAAAAGUCACCAGUCCCCAUUCGUGAGAAAGGGUCUACUUUCCUGUUCGGCAAUGUGACCAUGUUCAUUCACUCAAGCGACGAGGAGAUCUUGCCGGUGGAACUUAUGUUCCGAGAUAUGACGCCGCUGCAGCGGAAUCUGAACGCUUUGGCGUCCAUGUCGCUGGACGACUAUGUGCAGGAAAUGAAAUUAAACGAACGCGAUCUGGGCGGUAGUACCUCGUCUGCUAAAAAAAGCGAGAAGAACCUUCUGCAGCUGUUUCUCUCCGCGACGCGCCGGAAGCUUUCCAACCUGCGCACGCUGAUGCGGGAGGACAAGCUCUGUGUGACCCUGCGGCAACGGGACUGGCGGCGAAAGCCUAUCGAUGCGGAGGACAUCGGAGCCUUGAGGCCGAAGUCCUAUCAAAUGUAUAAAAUGUCUGGGUCUGGAAGAAUGCAAGAUUUGUGAUGCAGGUUUUCCAUGACUCAUGAGGUCUGGAAUGCGAGACCCAGCAUGACAGACUUUUUGAGGUCUCUAUCAUGCCUUUCCUGCAUGAGAAACUCCCUCUCAACUUGGUCAAAAGCGGACAGUUUUUAGUACUCACGCAACACAGAUGUUCGCAUCAUUCAGAUUUAGCAUGACAAGUUCUAACCUUCCAGACCCUGUAACAUUUUUGCACUUGAUAAAUGCAUUUCCUGGACCAAUGAGAUGGACCGAUACCGCAUCGCGGACUUCCAUAAAAUUGCGAAGGCAAGCGAGGGGCGAGAAGGUGUUGAAACAUCAACUUCUCAUCAGAACGAUCCGGCAGGCAGCUGCACCGACGUCCUCACAGAUUUGUACCCGUCGGUUAAUCCUCGGUAUGGGGAAGCUUGCUUCCACUUUGGCUACAGCACGAAGUGGGUCCUGGAGACUUUCGGAGCGCACAUCCUGGACUUCAGCAGCUACUACAUGCACCUCCCUGGGUGGGAAAAGUUACUGGAGAUGAACAAGACUGAAGAUAAAGUGGAAGGGCUCGAGCAGUGGCAGAGAGAGCAAAAGCAGAUCCAACAUGAGCAGCUGCGCGCGUGGAUCGGCCAGGCAAUGCGGAUCCCGACAGAACUUCUUCCCAAAGAGGGUGACGGAAAUGAAGAAGUUCUCGAAGGCAAAAGCAAAAAAACAGGUAAAGACCUGAGUUUUCGGCCGGGAACGAUCGCAGAAUUGGUGGAGCUGCCGCUCCGGUUGCCGGGCAAAGACCUGGUGAACCGCAAGCUGCAGGAAAGUGUGAAGAUGUGUUGGAUGCAAGACUUCGAAGCGAAGGCGCCGAAGGACUACGAUUGCACGUGUAUGCGGGAAGAUCUGGCGACGCACGUGUCGCCCUUGACGCUCCAGGACCGCUACGCGCACCAGGAGGGCGAUGGCAGCACGACAAACACCGCAGAGGAACUCGCAACAGGAGGACACUUUUCCUCCCUGUUCCUGGAGUGGGUGUACCUCGGGAAAGUAGGUGAAGCUCCAGAGGUAGAAGCAGCGGACGAACAGGAAUUCAAGUCCGUAGAAGAGGAAAAGUUUUCAUCUUCCACAGACGCGGAUGAAAACGAAAAGACACAGCAAAAAACGGAAUAAUGGCCCAGGACCUGCUUUUGCUUGGGCUUGAUUCCCACGUAGUUGUUGAUGUUGUCUAUUCAACACAUUAUAUUUUAGCUAGGGCACAUCAAAUAGACCUCUUCCAUAUCUUCGUCCUUUCAGUUGUAAUCAUCGAUCCCCAGCAUAAUUCCAACCGUUUCAUUUUUGUCGUGAAGUAGUAAAACGGUAAUCGACAGAGAACAUAGGUUCAGAAGGAGCUCGAAAAACAAAGUAGUCAUAACCUAAUCUAGUAAUUCGCUUCAGCAUUGCUCGGAUUCAUCGAGUCCCUUGUUUCUGGUUCCGGCUGUUGUUCCUGCAAGAGGC
Amoebophrya sp. A120 is the source of this 14909-nucleotide messenger RNA. NCBI's taxonomy places the organism in Eukaryota, Dinophyceae, Syndiniales, Amoebophryaceae. The record is from the annotation of a GenBank genome assembly.